UGCCGGGCCAGCGGUGGGCGGUGCCUGGGCUUCCAUCAUGGCGGCGGCUUCGGUAUCUCGUUUCUGGCUCUGGGCUUUGUUACUUAUCCCGGCGGCCGCGGUCUACGAAGACCAAGUGGGCAAGUUUGAUUGGAGACAGCAGUUUGUUGGGAAGCUCAAGUUUGCCUCCUUGGAAUUUUCUCCUGGAUCCAAGAAGUUGAUUGUAGCCACAGAGAAGAAUGUGAUUGCAGCAUUAAAUUCUCGUACUGGGGAGAUCUUGUGGCGCCAUGUUGACAAGGGUACAUCAGAAGGGGCUGUGGACGCCAUGCUGCUCCACGGACAGGAUGCAGUCACUGUGUCCAAUGGAGGCCGAAUCAUGCGUUCCUGGGAGACUAACAUUGGGGGCCUGAACUGGGAGAUAACCUUGGACAGUGGCAGUUUUCAGGCACUUGGGCUGGUAGGUCUGCAGGAGUCAGUGAGGUACAUUGCAGUCCUGAAGAAGACCACACUUGCCCUCCAUCACCUCUCCAGUGGGCACCUAAAGUGGGUGGAGCACCUCCCAGAAAGUGAUAGCAUCCAUUACCAGAUGGUGUAUUCCUACGGCUCUGGCGUGGUGUGGGCCCUGGGAGUUGUUCCCUUCAGCCAUGUGAACAUUGUUAAGUUCAACGUGGAAGAUGGAGAGAUUGUUCGGCAGGUCAGGGUUUCAACACCGUGGCUGCAGAGUCUCACUGGAGCCUGUGGCGUGGUGGAUGAGGCUGUCCUGGUGUGCCCUGAUCCGAGCUCACGUUCACUCCAAACUCUGGCCCUGGAGACAGAGUGGGAGCUGAGGCAGAUCCCACUGCAGUCUCUCGACUUAGAAUUUGGAAGUGGAUUCCAGCCCCGCAUCUUGGCCACACAGCCCAACCCAGUGGAUCCUUCUCGGGCCCAGUUCUUCCUGCAGUUAUCCUCAAGCCACUAUGCUCUUCUGCACUACCAUCAUGGGGUCCUGAGCCUGCUUAAAAACUUCCCACAGACUGCCCUGGUGAGCUUUGCCACCACGGGGGAGAAGACGGUGGCUGCAGUCAUGACCUGUCGAAAUGAGGUGAAACCUAGCAGUUCUGAAGAUGGGUCAAUGGGGAGCAUUUCGGAGAAGUCUAGUCCAAAGGACUCCCUGGCCUGCUUCAACCAGACCUACACCAUUAACCUGUACUUGGUGGAGACAGGCCGGCGGCUGCUCGACACCACGAUCACGUUUAGCCUGGAACAGAAUGGCACUCAGCCUGAACGGCUGUUCAUCCAGGUGUUCUUGAAGAAGGACGACUCAGUGGGCUACCGGGCCUUGGUACAGACGGAGGAUCACCUGCUACUUUUCCUGCAGCAGCUGGCAGGGAAGGUAGUGUUGUGGAGCCGUGAGGAGUCACUGGCAGAAGUGGUGUGCCUCGAGAUGGUGGAUCUCCCCCUAACGGGGGCACAGGCUGAGCUGGAAGGAGAGUUUGGCAAGAAGGCAGAUGGCUUGCUGGGGAUGUUCCUGAAACGCCUCUCGUCUCAGCUCAUCCUGCUACAGGCGUGGACUGCCCAACUCUGGAAAAUGUUCUACGAUGCUCGGAAGCCCCGCAGUCAGAUUAAGAAUGAGAUCAACAUCGACACCCUGGCCAGAGACGAAUUCAAUCUGCAGAAGAUGAUGGUGGUGGCAACAGCCUCAGGCAAGCUUUUUGGCAUUGAGAGCAGCUCUGGCACCAUCCUGUGGAAACAGUAUCUACCCAAUGUCAAGCCAAACUCCUCCUUUAAACUGAUGGUGCAGAGAACUACUGCUCACUUCCCCCACCCGCCUCAGUGCACACUCCUGAUAAAGGACAAGGAGACGGGAAUGAGCUCUCUCUAUGUCUUCAAUCCCAUUUUUGGGAAGUGGAGUCAGGUGGCUCCUCCAAUACUGAAACGCCCCAUCUUGCAGUCCUUGCUUCUGCCCAUCAUGGACCAAGACUAUGCCAAGGUGUUGCUGUUGAUAGAUGAUGAGUACAAGGUCACAGCUUUCCCAGCCACUCGGAAUGUCUUGAGACAACUACAUGAGCUUGCCCCUUCCAUCUUCUUCUAUUUGGUGGAUGCAGAGCAGGGACGGCUAAGUGGAUAUCGGCUUCGAAAGGAUCUCACCACUGAACUGAGUUGGGAGCUGACCAUCCCCCCAGAAGUACAGCGGAUCGUCACAGUGAAGGGGAAGCGCAGCAGUGAGCACGUUCAUUCCCAGGGCCGUGUGAUGGGGGACCGUAGUGUGCUCUACAAGAGCCUGAACCCCAACCUGCUGGCCGUAGUGACAGAGAGCACAGACGUACAUCACGAGCGCACCUUCAUUGGCAUCUUCCUCAUUGAUGGCGUCACUGGACGCAUCAUCCACUCCUCGUUGCAGAAGAAAGCCAAGGGCCCUGUCCACAUCGUGCAUUCUGAGAACUGGGUGGUGUACCAGUACUGGAAUACCAAGGCUCGGCGUAAUGAGUUCACUGCACUGGAGCUGUACGAGGGCACUGAGCAGUACAAUGCCACAGCCUUCAGCUCCCUGGACCGGCCUCAGCUGCCCCAGGUCCUCCAGCAGUCCUACAUCUUCCCCUCCUCCAUCAGUGCCAUGGAAGCCACCAUCACAGAGCGGGGCAUCACCAGCCGACACCUGCUAAUUGGGCUACCUUCAGGAGCAAUUCUCUCCCUUCCGAAGGCCUUGCUGGAUCCCCGCCGUCCUGAGAUUCCAACAGAACAGAGCAGAGAGGAGAACCUAAUCCCGUAUUCUCCAGAUGUACAGAUACACGCAGAGCGAUUCAUCAACUAUAACCAGACAGUUUCUCGAAUGCGAGGUAUCUACACAGCUCCCUCAGGCCUGGAAUCUACUUGUUUGGUUGUGGCAUACGGUUUGGACAUUUACCAAACUCGAGUCUACCCAUCCAAACAGUUUGAUGUCCUGAAGGAUGAUUACGACUACGUUUUAAUUAGCAGUGUCCUCUUCGGCCUGGUUUUUGCCACCAUGAUCACUAAGAGACUGGCACAGGUGAAACUCCUGAAUCAAGCCUGGCGAUAGAGACCAAACACUGACUGCCAGAUUGCUGAGAGCCAAGGGGGUUGUGGGUCAGACGAGAAGCUACGGCUGCAGUUGGACAUUUUGGUGGAGUAUGUGUGGUGAGAGUGGUGAAGAAGAGGACUUUCACCUAGAACUCCGUCUGGGUUGGGCAUGAUGCAGAGUUCUUCUGUGGGUAAACUGAGCUCACGCUCUCAGCUGAGAAUCACAAACCAUCUUGAUGGACUUGCCCCUGAAACCUGAAGGCUGUUGCUGCCUUCCCUCUCUGGCCACCCAUGAAUGUUUUUGUUUCCCUCUUUUUUUAAGAACUCCAAUGGAUUUUUCUUUUUUGAGGCCUGUCUAAUUUUUUUAGUUUGCCUUCUGUGUUUCCCAGGUUUAUUUACAAAUCCUUGUUUCCCUGCCUUCUGCUUCAAAGUCGGGAGGGAGCUCGUAUUGAAAACUCCAAUGCCAUAGGGGCAUUUGGUGCUUUAUGUUGGGAAGAAAUAAGAUCCAUCCUUAGCUGAGGUUGGAUGAGUGAUCCAGCAUCUCAUCGUUUCUCUCCAAACUAUCAGUUGAAGAAUCCAUACACGGCGUCAAAAUGUCUUGUAACUAAGCCUCCAGUUCGUGCUUUUAUUUAUUAGGUUGAGCCACCCAGUCCUUGUUUCAACUUACAGAAGCCAAGCAUGAAGAGUCUUGGUUUGUUGGCCAUUGCCUAGGCUUUUCACCUCAGAUGUGUCAGAGCUGAGGCCAUUUUAAAACUACAGAAUUGUCUGGACCUUCAAGGAAGGUAAUCUGCCUGUUUUAUGGUACCUGAUACUCUCUCGUUUAAUCCACAGGCUGGUCUAAUCAUCUUAUGAUACCCUAGUUAGAGAAAAGUGUCCUUGUUUAAGAACCCCAAUAUUUAUUUUUAGUUCUGUAUGUAAAUUAACAUGUGGGUCACUGUAUUUCUCUUAAAUGAGCAGAUUUUAAAUGCUACUGAUCUAACCUUUGAAGCUUUGAAAAAAGGGGAGGAAGAGGGCAGAGGUAGGGAACCGGCAUCUUGUGGAUGCAGCACUGCUCAUUGGCCGUGCUGCUGUUUUCUGCUACGAAUUAAGGAAAUCCUAAAAGUCUUUCCUUGGUCAUGGAUUCAGAGAACAAUGAGGUUUUCGUUUACUGUGAAGAACGAAGUGUACAGAGAGUAGACCAUCUCUGGCCCUGUGGGGAGAGAGGUACACUCGGGUGUCUGAAUAAAGUCAGUGAUGAAUGGAACGGC
Loxodonta africana (African savanna elephant) is the source of this 4244-nucleotide messenger RNA. It is a transcript of the gene EMC1, whose product is annotated as ER membrane protein complex subunit 1. NCBI's taxonomy places the organism in Eukaryota, Metazoa, Chordata, Mammalia, Proboscidea, Elephantidae. The record is from RefSeq and is a predicted model, not a curated record. Gene Ontology annotation, molecular function: protein binding. The transcript is spliced from 23 exons. The coding region runs from base 38 to 3016 and encodes 992 amino acids. Gene Ontology annotation, cellular component: EMC complex. Gene Ontology annotation, biological process: protein folding in endoplasmic reticulum.